Messenger RNA from Drosophila busckii, 2066 nucleotides. RefSeq names its product glucose dehydrogenase [FAD, quinone]. NCBI's taxonomy places the organism in Eukaryota, Metazoa, Arthropoda, Insecta, Diptera, Drosophilidae. Gene Ontology annotation, molecular function: oxidoreductase activity, acting on CH-OH group of donors; flavin adenine dinucleotide binding. The transcript has 4 exons. The record is from RefSeq and is a predicted model, not a curated record. Bases 111 to 1967 code for a protein of 618 amino acids.
CGCGCGCGCAUGCGCAGUAGCUGCCAAACUGUUAGAGACGAUAUCAGUUCAUAAGUCGAGUAUAUCGAUCAACACACGCCCCUUUUGUCAAUAGCAACAAGCUGCUUAGGAUGCGACUGGCGUAUUUACUGGCGUUGCUCAGCCUCAGCCUCUGCUGGCGCUGCAGUCGCAGUCAGCUGCUGGUGGAUCUGGUGCGUGACUUUGAGACGACGCUGCGUAACACACGCAUACCGGACACCAAUGAGUUUCUGCCCGAGUACGAUUUCAUCAUUGUGGGCGCCGGCUCGGCGGGCUGUGUGCUGGCCAAUAGGCUGAGCGAAAUUAGCAGCGCGCGUGUGCUGCUGCUGGAGGCGGGAGAUCAGGAGACUUUCAUAAGCGAUGUGCCGUUGACGGCGGCGCUGACACAGACCACGCGCUACAAUUGGGGCUACAAGACAGAGCCCACGCCCAAUGCUUGCCAAGGACUGCGCAAUGGUGUCUGCAACUGGCCCAAGGGACGCGGCGUGGGCGGCACCAGUUUGAUCAACUUUAUGCUCUAUACGCGUGGCCAUCGACGCGACUACGAUGGCUGGGCGGCGGCCAACAACACAGGCUGGUCUUAUGCCGAGGUGCUGCCGUACUUUAAGAAGUCCGAGCGCAUUGGCAUUCCGGAGCUGUACAAGUCGCCGUAUCAUGGCCGCAAGGGCGCACUGGAUGUGCAGUACGCCGACUAUCAGUCGCGGCAGGUCAAAGCUUUUCUCAAGUCGGGACGCGAGCUGGGCUACGACAUCACCGACACCAAUGGCGAGCAGCUGCUGGGCUUCUCGCGUGCGCAGGCCAACAUACGCCAAGGCAGACGCUGCAGCACCAGCAAGGCCUUCAUUCAGCCCAUAGUGCAGCGGCGCAAUCUGCACAUAUCCAUGAAGAGUUGGGUCACCAAGCUGCUCAUUGAUCCCAGCACCAAAAUGGCCGUGGGCGUGGAGUUUGUCAAGCAGCGUCAACGUUUUGUCGUGCGUGCCAGCAAGGAGGUUAUACUGUCUGCUGGUGCCAUAGCCAGUGCACAGCUCUUGAUGUUGUCUGGUGUGGGUCCACGCGCGCAUUUGCAAGAGCUUAACAUAACUGUGCUGCAAGAUCUGCCCGUGGGCUAUAAUCUGCAAGAUCAUGUUACGCUUAAUGGACUCGUUUUUAUGGUCAACGAUUCUACAGUGAACGAUGCGCGCUUGCUCAAUCCCACAGACAUAUUCAGUUACCUGUUUGCCGGACGCGGGCCAUACACAAUUCCCGGCGGUGCCGAGGCCUUUGCCUUUGUGCGCACACCCAGCUCCAGUUAUGCUGCGGACUAUGCGGAUAUGGAGCUGGUCUUGGGCGCUGGCUCUUUGAGUGGCGAUCGCUUUGGCACGCUGCGCGAUCUGUUGGGCAUUACCAAUGAGUUCUAUGAGAAAAUGUAUGCCGAUAUGCAGCAUGAGGAGACCUUUGGCCUGGUGCCCGUCUUGCUGCGUCCCAAGAGCCGCGGGCGCAUUUCUCUACGCAGUCGCAAUCCCUUCCAUUGGCCACGCAUGGAGCCAAACUUUAUGCAAGAGCCAGACGAUGUGCGCGCCAUGAUCGAAGGCAUUGAAAUGAUUCUGCAAAUAGCACACAGCAAGUCUAUGAAGAAGAUUGGCACUCGCUUUCAUGCGCGUGCUUUUCCAGGCUGUGAGCAGCAUCCGUUUGGCGGCCAGGACUAUUGGCGCUGUUGCUUGCGUCUUUAUGGCUCCAGUCUGCAGCAUCAAUGCGGCACAUGCAAGAUGGGUCCAAGCACAGAUCCAGCUGCCGUAGUCGAUCCUCAGCUGCGUGUGCAUGGCAUACAUCAUCUACGUGUGGCAGAUGCAUCAAUAAUGCCGCAUGUGCCGGCUGGCCAUACCAAUGCGAUUGUCAUCAUGAUUGCCGAGAAGGCAUCUGAUAUGAUUAAGAAUGCGUGGCGCAUGCAGACCAAACCAGUGACUACAUAAAGCUUUUAAAAGUGUUUGUCAGAAAUAUUUAUUGAUUAGCUUUCGAUUCAGUCAUUUGUUUUAAGUGUUGCAAUGUUUUUUUCAAUGUGAUGAUGAUAC